Messenger RNA from Galleria mellonella (greater wax moth), 14981 nucleotides. RefSeq names its product hydrocephalus-inducing protein homolog. Gene Ontology annotation, biological process: axonemal central apparatus assembly; cilium movement. NCBI's taxonomy places the organism in Eukaryota, Metazoa, Arthropoda, Insecta, Lepidoptera, Pyralidae. Gene Ontology annotation, cellular component: axoneme. The record is from RefSeq and is a predicted model, not a curated record.
AUGGAAAUAUUGCAUAAGUUUAAACAGAAUGGAUAUUUUAGUGCGGAACUUUAUCAUUUACUGGCUAACAAAAACCUGUUGGCAACUUCGGAAGAGAUAAUUCCUUCACAGUAUGAGAAGGAAAUGCGCAUGAACACUAUGGAACGAUUAAAAAAUUUGCAUAAUUUGGUAGUUGAUAAUAUUGUUAGUCGUGGCGAGAAAUCUAAUAAUGUUGUGCUCUCCUUUACACCAAGAAUAAUCGUAUUCCAAAACUUUAAACCAAACGACAAGAUCGUCGCAAAGUUUUCUGUCAAAAAUAUAAGUAAGGCUCCGACGUUCCUCAACAUGGUGUUUAAAGAAUCUUCAUAUUUUUUUAUCAAACCUUGUGGUGGACAACUUCUGUCGCGUCUUGCACCCGGCAUCAGUGUAACUUUUGCGAUCACUUUUAUGCCGGUUCAGUAUGAGGAUUACACCCAUAGAGUCACUUUCUAUACUGACCUAGAUCAGUAUAUCUUGCCAUUGAUAGCUAUGGGGCCUAGACCUAUAUUCGAUUUUCCUGAUGAAAUAUAUGUACCAAAAGUGCCGCUUAAAAUAGAAAAUUUUGUUUAUAUGACUGUACAUAAUAUUGGUGCGGUCCCUGCAGGUUUCACGCUUAGCACUAAAUGUCCGUUUUCAGUACAACCUAAGUCUGCUUAUUUAAAUCCUGACCAGAAGAUUGAUAUUAGAAUUAGUUUCAAAACGAUGAAUCUUGGAAAUAUAAAAGGACUUUUAAAUGCUAUGUUUGAAACAGGAGAGAAUUUCAGAAUAAAUUUAUAUGGAACAACACAUAUAGUCUCAGUCGAGCUAGAGAAACAAGUUGUUAGAUUUCUUGACACUUACAAUACGAUGGCGCGCCAACAAAUCUUUAAGAUCAUUAACAAAUCAAAUCAUGUACUUACUUACAUGUGCAUGAAGAAUGAAUGUGUAUACUAUGAUUUUGAAGAAAAGGUAAAAUUAGCCACGAUUUUUAACAACGUGAAAGAUAGUGAAUCUGCAAAAUCUACGAAAUUAGUUCAAUAUGAUGUUCUAAAUAGCGAAGAACAUGAAAGAGUGUACACAAGAAUAUUUUUCGAUGAAAUACAGGCGCUAGUUGCAGACGAAACCUUAUGUUUUCAGAAUACCCACUUUUCUAUUACACCGAUUAAAGGCAAGCUUUGGCCAAAUAAAGCUACAGAAAUAACUAUAAUAUUUUCACCUAAACAAAUAGGUGAAUUUCAGUCGACGGCGUAUUUAGACAUUGAUGGAGUUUUAGAUCGUGUGCCACUACAGAUGGUUGGCACUUCACUGCCACCAACUAUACACCUCAAUUUGGAGACACUGGAUAUGGAUUGCGUGUAUAUCAAUAAAAAAUAUAACUAUGAAAUAGUUGCUAUUAAUAAAGGUCACAUAAAUGGUGUUAUAGUGUACAAAGAAGUACCUGUAUUAUUUGGUAGCCACAUAAAAUGUACACCCGAGCUACACUGUUUACGUCCAGGAGAUAAGGAAAUAUUCGUGAUCACUUUUAGCAAUUCUAACCAAGGACCAUAUUUUGAAGAAAUCAAUUUCGCAAUUCGUGAUACCGAUAUUGUAUUAAAAGUAUAUUUAAAGGGUGAAGUUAUAUAUCCCUCAUUGAAGUUCAGCGUACCAUGUUUAGAUUUUGGAAUGAUUAGUGUAGGGGUACCUAGAACUCUAGAAGUGGAUGUAAUUAAUGAGUCGAUAGUUCAUGUCAGUGGAUCUGUAAAAAUGUCUUCCGACGGUCCAGAAAUAAGUAGUAUCACACUUGAGGAUUAUGCUGUCACUGAUAAAUCUAAACCAAACAUUCCACAAUGGCCUAAGGAGUUUAAUAUUGAACCUUGCAAGAUAGAUUUGGAACCACAAUCAAGAAUAUUUCUAAAGGUGACGUUGACUGCUAAUUUGAUUAGAGCGAAUCAAACAUCCCUUGAAUUAGAAUUGGAGAAGUCUGAUAGUCCACCAAUAAUGUUGCCCGUGUUAUUCAAUGCAAUGGUUCCUGAAAUAACUCCAGCCCCUGAGAUUUAUUUACGUGCAUGUUUCUUAGAUUAUCCAUAUAAAAAUGAAAUUUCGAUCACAGCUAAUGAGUUUUGGGGAUAUUUCAUAUUAGAAGAACCCGAGGAAGAAUCGACUUUAGAAGUGGACGUGAGUCUUAAAGAAGGUUUAAUAAAACCAAAUACUACAAUACGUCUACCUGUAAUUGUAAAAACGAGCGUACUCGGUAUUCAGGAAUAUAAAAUUCGGAUGCGUCUUUUUGGCAUGACUAAAUCUAUAGAAGUAUGUCAUAUUACCGGGUGUGGUGUACGGCCCAUUGUAACAUGUACACCAAUAGCACUGCAUUGGGGUCAAGUGAAAUUAUUAACCAGAUCUCAGAAAAUAUUAACGUUAUGCAAUGACUCCCCAGUUUAUGUAAAUUUCAAAGCUUCACUGCUAAACAAGGAUGAAAGGUGGCACAUUAAACCAUCUGAAGGCCAUGUGGAGCCCGAGUCUGAGACUAACUUGGUCCUCACUUUGUAUUUAUUAGAUGCUGAUACUUACACGAAUAAAGUGGUAUUACAAAUAGAGAAAGUAAAAGAUAUUUUAGUGCCAUUGUCUGCAACUGGUAUUGGAACUAGUAUACUAGUUGGUGAUUUACGUGAUCGGAUAUUUCUUGGGAGACAUUUUACUAAAAUCCCUCUGAAUUGCAAAGUGGUUAUCGAAAAUUGUGGAACUCGUAUGCAUGCUUUGGAGUGGAACGAACAUUAUAAAGCUCCUAAGACAAAACAAUAUACAACCGGAUUCUUCAGUUUGGAUCCCAAAGUUUUAAAAAUAGCUGCAGGAGAAAAGCUGGAGUUAACUAUCACUGGUUUAUCUCACAAAGUGACAACUAUUAAAGAAAUGUGGUAUUUAGUUGGAAGCGUGGAAGGCAUUAAUAAGAAAGAGCUAUUGUUGGAGUGUCAGGUCGUUGCGGAAUUUGUUGAUCCUAAAAUAGAAAUAUCGUCUUCAAUCUUAGAUUUCCAGUACAAUUACGGCCCAUAUAGUGAAUAUUAUAAAUUAACAGAUAUCGUAACAAUAAAGAAUAUUUCCAAGUUGCCAUUACAUAUAGAUAUAAGCGUAAAACCACCAUUUGCUAUAAUUCAAAAACAAGAUACUUAUAAGAUAUCGCCGGAGGAAGAAAAUGUAUGUUGCUGUAUACGCUACAACGAAUGCGAUUUGAAUGUAACAAAUAUUUGUAAUGAAAUUGGUCCACACCAAUCGAGCAUGUUUAUAGAUUAUUUAACAUUAAAGCCAGUAGAACCUUCACGUAGAGAACCGCUAAAUUUUUUUGAAGAUAUUAAUAAAAUUAAAAUGGCCUUCAACCUUACGCACAUAGUAGAAGAACGUUUAGAAGACCAGGAAGUAAUGAAAGUACAGAUACUCUUUGAUACUACAAAACAUUCGUCUUUGAAAUCAAAAGUAUAUUGCGAUUUAAUGAGGAUUAAGUUUAGGGAACAUAAAAAUAAAGAUGCUAUAAAACUUAUUGGGAGAAUAAAUUUUCCUAAUAUAUUUGUUUUAUCGCCAAGAGUAGACUUUCAGUGUAUUUUGAACGGAAGUCUCGAGAGUAAGACCAUAAAAAUACAAAAUAUGACGCCACUUUAUGUAUGUUAUAGAUUUCAGUGGAAAAAAUACUCUAUUGCACUAACGUCAGCGCCCGAGCUACACAAAAUAAAAUAUAGCAGUAAUGUUGAGGAAAUUAAAUAUAUAAGUGAUGAUUUAGAGCCAAGUGUGGGCGAUUUACACGGAAUAUUGGCUUGUCGUACAUUAGCGACAUCAGGUGUAGAUAAAGCAGUAGAAGAUGAUGUUCUAGCCAGGGAAUUAGCGUCGCCUGUAUCUGAUCUUACUGGUGUUGAAUCCCCUAUUUUAGAAGAUUAUGAUUUAUACUAUGAUAUUAAAAGAACAAAAAUUAUCAAGAAAAUAACACCUAUGAUAAAAACCGAUUAUGAGCCCGAGUUCGACUGGAUAUAUAAAUUUAGCAAAAGUACUAUGCGUAACAAAAUAAACAUAAACGAUGUGUUACAAUUAACUCCUCAUCGUGGUUUAUUAAAGCCGAAUGAAAUCCAAUAUAUACAUGUCAUAUUUAGACCAAAGCCGAACAUUAACAUUCGAGCUACUCUAGAAUGUGAUGUAUUAGGAGGUCCGCCAGAAACAAUCAUCGUGACCGGGAAAAGUUCUGAUUUAAUAUAUAAAAUUAACACACAAAAGAUUAAUUUCAAAAUAAGAUCUUUCCAUGAAUUAGCUUCGGAACAAUUAAUUAUAACGAAUAUUGCACAACUGCCAUUUCAGUAUAAAACUUAUUUAAAUGAACCGAAGUUGGAGAAUGAGCUUCAAGGUACUAUAACAGAUUUAAUACCAUCAGAAAAAUAUUUAGAGGCCGAAGAAGAAACAGAGAUGAAAAUCGUAUUAAGACCUGGUAUAGUCGGAUAUUUUAAUAGUAUAUUUUUGUUAGAGAUAGGCCAUCUGCCUCAUAUUCCGAUUGAAGUGUUUGGUUGGGGUGUAAUUCCUCAAAUAUAUAUAUGUCUUCACCGACCCGAAAUUCUAAAUCCAGAAUACGGUUAUCUAGCAAUCCCAGUUUUAACAACAGAAUAUUUAUCAGCAGUCAGUGAAUUUUUUAUGAAGGGCUUAUCGGAACAUUUAAAUUCGCCACAGACAGACAAAUGUUUUGACGAUCCUGACUUCCAUCGAGAUUGGCAUAUAUGUUCAUCUUUGGACGGGUAUCCAACAGUAAUGGAUAUAGAAUUGGCAAUUGAGAGAAUGUUAGUAAUAAAUCACAUAAAAUUAAGGCCUGAAUUAUUAACUGCACAUUUUAUAAGUUCCACAGUGGGUCCCAUACCAGGAUUUUAUACUAUACCAUAUGUUAUUGAUUACGGUGUGGUUAUUACCGGAAGCACGGUGCAGUGUAUAUCUGAAAUAAUAAAUUACGGACCGAUCGCUACGAAAUUACAUUUUGCUAAAGGCACUCAAAUUCCUAUAUGGUUGAGUGUAAAACUGUGUGGAAAACUAAAUCCAGGCGAAACUGGAAAAUUGGAUGUUGUAUUUGCUCCGACUUCUAAUGAUUUUACGCAGUUGGAGCAAAAUGUAGAAACAUGCUUUAGUUUGGAGGUACCAUAUGGCGUAACAAUACCAAUUCGAAUUAAAGCUCUUUGUACUGUACCGUACUUGAUGUCUAACGUGUCUAUCGUUAAUUUCGGCUCAGUGAGAUGUGGUGAUAAAAUAAUUUGCUCAAUACCGCUUAAAAACGUAGGAAAACCGACGUGUGUUUGGUAUGUAACGCUACGAUUAAAAGCAUCUGGGGACAACCCGAUGACGGUGUUAGAUAGUUCUGGAAAGUACGAACCCGGAGAAGGGGGUUGGCUAAGUAUUGCUUUUAAACCAACUAUGGAAAUGACAUACGAAGGCCUUUUAAUAUUUAGAUUUCAUAUGAAUCCAAACAGAAUGACUAUACCCGUAAUUGGACACGGUAUUUUGCCCCACGUACAUGUCAUUGGAUCAAAUUUAAACUUUUUGCCUACAUUGCCUUGGGCGGAAACUACUGACAUUUACUUUGGUCUGACAAAUCCAUGUCCGUUUCCAAUUGAACUAAUAAUUGCUCACAGCGACGAGAAAUGGAAAGAAGAAGACGAGAUAUAUCAAUUAUUAUAUAAAUAUUAUAAUAAACCAGAUGAAAUGUUAGUUCCCGCUGUUCGACCUGGUGUUGGACUACCAAAUGAAAUCAUGAGUUUCUAUAGAAAAUUUACAGAGUGUGUUAAAAAGGCUAUGGACGAAGAGUUAGCGGCCAUGAAAUCAAUAAACGCACGAUCUGCUGUCUCUGCUAAAAAGACGAAAAGCCCUAAAAAUCUUCCAAAGUCUACUAUAUCAAAUUCACCUAAAAAAUUCCGUACAGAAGCAGAAAUAAUUUCAGAUCAAAUAAAAAUUUUGAAAGAAAAUCAAACAGAUCCUUUGAAAGAAUGUUUACAUAUAUUUGACCAUAUAUCAACGGACUCGAAUACUGAUAAACAUUUAAAAGGACUUCUUGUAUUUGUACAUGGAUCUCCUUGUGAAGAAUUACAAUGCCAAGAAAUUGCUUAUUCGAUUGGAAAAAAACUAGGAAUACCUGUAGUUAAUAUUGAUUUGUGUAUUGUGGAGGCACUGUGUGUAAGCAACAGUCCGGCUAAAAUAAUAAUAUUAAGUACUAUUAAUGACAUGUAUGAAAUAUCGAGAAGACUAGUAAAUAAAGCAGAUUCUGACGAAAAUGAGAACGAUAAUGAGGAAAUUGUUGGAGAUACUGAAGAUGAAUUUGAUAUUAUUCUAAAGAAAAUUGAGUACUUGGCCAACUGUAAGAAUGUUGGGACACCACGCUCGAAAGUUAGUGAGAAGAAAAAGAAGAGGUCCCCUAAUUCGUCAAUUAAUUCACAUAGUGCCAUAGCAGCAAUUAGAUCUUCAACGAUGUUUCAAAUGGACUUGAUUCAAGAGCUGCUUACAGAUUACUUCAGUCAUGUUAAAUUUAAUCGUGGCUUCAUCGUAGAUUCAUUGUCAAGUAUCGUUCUAAAGAAUCCUUCUUUAACAUUGACUACAAUACUCAAAAUUAAACACAAUAUUUGGAACAUUCAUCUUAUUCUGUGUCAUUCGGAUUUUUAUAAAUGGGCUCAAAGUUUUGAAGAAACUCAACGAGAAAAUGAUUUGACAGACAAAAACAUUUUAAAAGUAUAUAAUGAAACUGAAAUAGAACAAAUAGUAGAGACAUUAGAAAAUAUGGAUGACGAAGAAUAUGAAAAUUCAUCAGUAGAAUUAAAGUCUAUUUACAUAUCCUAUGGUUUAGAAAUGAGACGAAAGAAACAUUAUGAAAAGAAAGGGUAUCCAAGUGAAACAAUAAAGAAAGAGAGAACUAAAGAUCGUAGUAAGUCGUUGUUAACCGUCGAUACAUCAGAGUCGAAGAAAAAAAUUAAAAAGGACGAUCUCAAAGCAAAGCCCACAAGUGAAUAUUUGAUAAUGAAUACAAAAUAUAACGAGUAUACUAAAAAUACGUUCGAAAGUCUCAUAAAUAUUGCCAAUAAUUGGAUUGUCGAAGAAUGUGAUAUUGGUACGCCUUUGUACGGGUUCAAUGGUCAGGUGGUUGGAACAACUCAAAAGAAAGCAAAGAAAAAAUCUGAUGUACAAAUUCAGAUUUCAGAUGUUAGUUUUACUGAGCGUGGUUUCCCUCUUAUAUUGAUAAUGUGCCCUUGUCAGAAUUAUAAAAGGGCUUUGGUGAAUAUGCUUGGUAAUUCUCCAGUGGUACAGGAAGCAUUAAAAAAGGAUGAACAGUAUGAUAUCCUGAAACGUCCAGUUAAUAGGAAAGAAUUUACAGUAUUAUUGCCUAAAACUUUUCCUAACAUACAGCACGAAGAGUCUUUGAAAUGGUGUUUUCUGGAUGAAUUACCGAUUAAGAAAUGCGAAUGCAAUCAACUCACUGAUUUAAAUUUAUUAGAUGAUUCGACACAGGAUAAUGUUUUAAAUAUUUUAUCUAAGUGGCAUUGUACCUGUGGUAAGAAGGUAGCUUCUUCUCAAACCUCAACAAGCGAAAUUCUAUCAACAUCCUUAGAAAAAAUAACUGAGGAAGAUAGUGAAACUAAAAUGUCCUGUCGUUUACCCUUACGGAGUGUGAAAUCAAUGGCAGCGACUAGCGGCCGUUUGGUGUUGCAACCUGGUGAUCUGGUACGAUGUAAAUAUUCGUUCAGUCCACAAAUGGAAGGAAAUUUUAGUGUGAAGCGGUUUGUGGAAGUUAGUGGAUGGCCCGAAUCAAGAGUUGAUAUUAAUGUUAUGGGUAUUUGUGACUUACCAAGGUUGGACAGUCGUCCGAAAAAAAUGUUUGAGAAUUUCAUAAGGCGAACGAUAGAAGAUAACUUUUACAAAAUUACCUAUUUGGACGAUCAGAAGUUAUUUGAAUUUGGACCAAUAUUUGUUGGCGCCAACAGGAUAUAUGAAGAGAAGUAUACAAUUAAUCUAAAAAAUUCUUCACUAAUAACUACUAAUGUUGAGAUAGAAUUUUUAGAAGAUACAAGUGUUUUUCAGAUCGACAAAACAUUUAUAAAAUUAGAGCCUGGUUGUCGAGGAAAAUUAACAAUAUCGGCUGCUCCGGCUGAUGUGGGUGUUCAUAAUAGUGUACUAUUAUUUUGUAUCAAAGACAACCCCGAGCUUAUCACGAUUAAUAUUGCAUGCAGUGGAGUUUUGCCAGUCGUGGAAAUAUUACCACUCACAAAAACAAUCGACUAUGGAAAGUUACUUCUUUAUCGUCGAGAAGAUGACAGAUUCAUAGUAAAAAAUGAUUCUAUUUUGCCUAUAAUGUGGAAAAUACGAAAUGCCCAAGACUUUAUGGAAGAUUUUAUUAUUUCUCAGACAUCUGGCAUUGUAUCGAGACAUGACAAUCAAGUUGUUCCUGUAACAUACAUUGCUUGUAGAGUUGGUGUCACACAGAAUAAAAUGUUAAUUGAUAUAUAUGAUGCGGAAGGUCGUGGCGACCCUAUGCUUGUAGACACUUUGCUGCUGUCAGCUGAAUGUUACGAUGUUAUGGUUGAAUGUGCAUUCGAAAACCCAAACGAGAACUUCCUUAACUAUGGAAACGUCAAAGUCAAUUCUACAGUUAUUCGGGAAAUGUACUUUUUAAAUCGUGGCAAAUAUAAUAUAUACUACAGAUUGAAAAAAGUGAAGAAUUUCCCGGAGCCAUCUUUGCUACGAACAUUUGAAGUAACUUCUGAAUGUGGAAUUAUUCCCUCAACUUUGAAGUUAGUAGCAAUUAAAUUCGAAUGUACCCCGACGACGUCAAUGAAUUUAAUAAAUGUUCCUGCCUACAUUUGCUCUUUACUUGAUGGCAGCAAAGAUCAAGUGGUCGUUGCCAAGUUCCCCGUUUGUGUCACUAUUGCAUCUUUUUAUAAUACAUUUACACUAUUUCCCUUAGGAGAAUUAAAUUUUCAUAUAAUACCAGUUGGCAGUGGAGUUACAAGAGAUGUUAUAUUAAAUAAUACAAGUAAAUGUCCUGUGACUUAUGAAAUUGUGUUACCGCCUGAAUACCAGCUGAACCCAGAUGCUCCUUUUUUGAAUCAAAAAAUGAAAGAUAAUAAAAUAAAAAAUCCGCCUUUAAGAUGUGGUAACUUUUUGAUAAUGAACGAUGACAACCUCCUCGCUCCUGGGACUAGCCGAACGUUACAAAUACAGUUUUUGGCAACAGCGGCUAGGAAAUUCGAAGAAACGAUUAAUUUUAUAAUAAGUGAUACGUGUCCUGCGGAAGCGCAAGGCGUGCCUCUCAAGCUGGUUGGCACGGGAGCAAUGCCGACAUUGGACCUCUGGAAUUUGGAGACCACUUUUAGAGAACAUCUUAUUGUAAAAAAUUUAAAUGAUUACAAAGUUCCAGAGUCUUCUCCUCAUUGCGUAUUUGUGGAAGAUUCAGUCACGUUACACUUUUUUUGUGUGAACGUGAACUCCAGUUAUACAGCAGCUAUCGAUCUUUACAAUAAUGGACUCGUAGCUUGUGCACUUACCAUGAAACUGCAUUAUCAAUCCAACACUAAUCAAACUAAUUUUUAUUUAGAUAAAUACAAUACAUAUAUUGAGCCUCUACUUCACAAGAAUUUAGAUAUAAUAUUCAGUCCAAAAGCACUACAGGAAUAUCGGGCGAUUCUAGAAAUAAAAUUAAAAUUAUUAGACAAUCAAGAACAAUCAUUUAAAAUUUGCCUAAUAGGCGAAGGGGUAAUUCCCCGAAUAUGCAUGGUGUCUCCUCCGAUACGCCAGCAUCGAAUAUCUUUAUUGAAAUUUCCGGUCACUUGUUUGGGAUCAUCUAGUAACAAUGUCAUUCGUUUUAAAAAUAUAAGUUCAGUAAAAAGUAUAGUGAAGGCUGAAAUAUCACAAUCGCCUUUUGAAAAUAGACCCGUGUUCUGUUUGACAUCAGCAAAUGUAUGCGAACGUGUGAUUUCUCCAGAUAAUUAUGAAACUUAUGGCACAACUAUAACAGUAAUUAUACACCCCAAUGAAAUAGCGUCACUGAAUGUUCACUACAGUCCUAUAAAGAAGGGCAGAACAAGUUGCGAUAUUAAACUUACCAUCAUUGAAAAUCCGUAUGAAUAUUUUACGGUUCUAUGUGAAGCUGAAGCGUUUAUGGAAGACGUUAUACUUAUGGGUCUUGACAUGCUUUCUAUGGAUAUAGAUCUAGAAGCUUAUCGAAAUGAUGUAGAUGGGACAGUUUCUACUAUUUCUACAAUGGAUAGUAGGAAGAAGAGUAAAAGUGCCCCACCAGAUAAAAAGAAAUCGCGAAAUAUUGCCGAAGCGAAGAAAAGUAAAAAGACAUCUGUUAGUUCAAUGAAGUACAGCGAUUCCUUUAGCGCAGAUCCAUCUGUCUUAAAAUAUAUUCUUGACUUCGGUGGAUGUGAAUUGUCUACAAUGCAGAAGAGAAACAUUAUCAUGGCUAAUAAUUCAGACAAAGUAUAUAAGUUUACAUGGGAAUACAUUGAACAUAUCUGUAUAAAACCAUCUGUCGGCUAUAUUUCACCGGGCGAAGAAAAAGAUUUAGAAAUUACAUUCUUUUCUAUACAACCAAUUAAUAUUAAAAAGGAAAUAUUUACUUGCUUAUUAACAGCGUUAAGCGAUGAUUCUUUAACGUUUGAUAUGAAAAGUGCAAGUUGGGAUAAUCGUCAAAUUGUUACAUUAUUUGAUCACAAUAGGGCGACGAGACUUAACGAAAGGAAUGAAACAGUUAUAGACGAACAAAAUGUCAAUAAUGCACAUAGCUCCCUUGGGACAAUACGUAUUAUAAUUAUAUAUUCAGCUAUAACAGAGUAUACUAAAUACACGUGUACAUUGAAAGAAGAAGUCAAUUUGAGAGACACUUUUAUUUAUCAGACUAGAGAUUUCAGUUUCAACGUUAAAAAUAUAGGCAAUGUACCGUUGAAAAUUGCAUGGGAUUUUCAUAUUGAUGACGAAUUUCCUAUGAGAAUUGACAAGUGCGCACCUAAGCAAGGACCGGAACGUAACACCAACCUUGAAGAAAAUCUGUCUAUUAACAAUGUGUUAUGCGCCGAUCAGAACAUACAGGAACACAAAGAAGAAAACGUGCCUAGUAAAGUCACGUUGUUCAGUGGAAGUUUGGGACGAGAAAGUGUUGAUACCUGGUUUGAGAUGGAUCUUCCUUUUCGAAUAGACCCUUCCAAAUGUCUUAAACCUAAUGAAAGUCGAAUUUUUAAAGUUACGUUUUCACCGCUUGAUGCGUUUGAUUACAAAGUUCGGUUAAAAAGUUCUAUAGAUAAUCUCGAUCCAUAUGACGCAAAUGCAACGUGUAAAAUUACGGCGAAAUCCUUAAUUCCGUAUUGUCACUUGGAUAUACCGGAGAGUGACUAUUUAACAUCUGGACAAAGAAAAGUGACUGGAGUAACAUUACCUCAACAUAUGACAGUAUUAGAAUUUAACGUUUUGGGUUCUGGAUGUUAUAAAAAAUCAUUCAAUGUUAUAAACCCUACCAGUGAAGCGUACGAGUUUAUAUUCGAGAUGGUGUUGUCAGAUAAACCUGAACUAAUACCCAUUCACUGUGAUACAUUAAAAGGUUAUGUAGAGGGUGGUACAUCGACUAUAGUGACAUUCACUUUCUCGCCAACAGCCCCCGGGGUUUACGAAUCUCAGUGGAAAUUCAUAAUUCCUAUUCACAACCUUCUUAUUAAUCUACUCGUUGUUGGUCUCGUUAGAGAACCAGAUGUGGUGUUUGUUCCAACUCUAUUAAUUAUGAGAAAUUCAUUAGUUGGUUUCACCACAAUACAUGAAAUAAAAUUAAAAAACAAUGAAAAUGAAUCUCUUAAGUUCGAAUUCAAAGGCAAUUCAUUAUGUAAUGAGUCUGGCAAAACACCAGUAAUUGUUGAUCCUGAGCAAGGUUUAUUAAAACCACGCUCUGAAACGCUAAUCAAAAUAAUUUACACGCCAAUACAAGAUGGGCCGCUAUCUUUUAAAAUGUUUUGCAGUAUUACUUACAUGACGAAAUUCUUAACGUUGUGUGUAAAUGCUCUUAGUUACCUGAUUAAGCCAAAAGUUACAUAUUAUCUCAUAGGGAAUGAACAUGUCCUAAACAGUGACGCCAUUACAAAUAUUUAUUUAGAUCAGACAGCAUCUACAUAUGAGCGAACGAUACCAUUCACUAUAAAGAACGACGGGUCCGCAACAUUUUUCUUUGAUUGGCAUUAUAAUAAUAACUCUGUUAAGAAAUAUCUGCAAAUAAGCGUGGAACCCAAGAGUGGUCACAUCACACCAGCAUCCGAUGUGGAAUGUGUACUAUCUUUUACUUUAAAACAAGUGCCGGUACAAGCUUUUCCAGUCACAUUGACAAUUUCAGAUGGGCCAGAGUAUACUAUAUAUCUUCACGCAGAGAUAAAAAAACCACUUUAUCAUUUUUCGUGUAUGAAUUAUGACUUUGGAAAAUGUAUAGUAAACGCGCCAGAUUCAACUUACAAAAAGAAUUUGGCAUUUGUUAAUGAUGAUCAAGAUCCCAUCAUAAUUGAUAUGAAUUUUUCAAAUCUACCAGAAUUGUUUGUUGACUACCAUCAACUUCCGGAAAUACAGCCUGGCAAGCGAGUGAAGUUUUCUAUUUUCUUUAGGCCUAAACAAGUACGGGAAUACGAGUUUAAAUUAAAAUUUUGGGUAAAUUCACUUUGUGAAGAAAUUGUUACUAUUAAAGGCGAAGGUGUACCUCUUCUUUUUGAUCUUUAUGAGGGCUGUCAAAAAAGUUUAGAGUUAGGACUCGUAAAAGUUGGCGAGAAAAUCGUGAGACAAAUUGAAGUGAUGAACCACAGCAAAGUACCAAUUGAUGCGAGUUUUAUAUUUAGGGACAUGUACUCUGUUAUUGAAGAUACGACUUAUUCAGAAACAACUAGUGUUUGCCUUAGUCCUAGCGUAGUGAAUUUGCAAGCUACAGAUGCUGGACCCUCUCGAGUGCAAAAAUUACAAUGCUAUAAAGAUAAUAAAGUUCGGGAACAAAUUUCAAUGGAUACAGAAAAUGCACUAUCCUCCCUAAAGGUGGUACCCACUAAGUGCACCAUAAAACCACACAGAAAGGUUCCUUUAAAGAUACAGUUCAAACCUAUGGGCAUGAUAAGUACAUUAAAUGUUCAGUUAAAUAUGAAAGUUUUCGAGUUCGAAAGACCACUAGUGCGUUUAAGCGGAAGUGCUACGGGGAUGAGUCUAUGUUUCAGCCAAAAAUCAUUACAAUUUGGUCGUGUGCGAAAACGCGGAUGUAAGAUAUUAAAAGUGAUGUUAUUAAACAAAGGCGAUUUUGGAACAAGGUUUUGGUGGCAACCGCUAAUAUCAGACGAAUUUAUCAUAUCUCCAAUGCAGGGUAAUAUAGCUGCUCAUACAAAUGUAACUUUUACUAUAACAUUUAAACCCGUCAAUUAUAAUCCGUUUAUAAAAGUAUGGGCUAGUUGCAACGUUGAAAAUUAUAUGCCUUUGGAGUUAGCUAUGUAUGCAACCUGUGUGGAUAUAGGAACUAUGCAGAAUAAAACAUUGUACUUAGAAUGUCCAGUACGGGAAGUUCAAACUGAAUAUAUAACUGUCACAAACCCUUCGGACGAUAUGUGGUUGGUUUUAAGCGAAGUAUCUGGUGGACCAUUUGAAACUUUAAGAGAAUUUAAUAUAGAGCCUAACUCUACAUUUGACAUACCCGUUCAUUUUAAACCCAAAUCUAUAGGUAGACAUGAGAGCCAGGUACUGUAUUCGCCGUUGGGCGAAAGUGCACUAUUCAUUACGCUGGUUGCAGUAGCUUCACAUCCAAAUCCAACAGGGAAUAUAACAUUCAGUGUUCCCGCAAAAGAUUUACACACUCAAGAACUACUUGUUUAUAAUAUUACGGAGAUUCCAGAGACGUAUAUUGUCACCACGGAAAUUGUGAGGAUCAUUCCGGAUAAAUUUGAAGGGUAUUAUGAAUUAAAAUACCCGGACAGUAUUAAAGUGUGGGGAGAAGCUGCCGCCACUUGUCGAUGGACAUUCGUUUGCUACAAUGAAUGUGAAAUGCAUUUAAAAGUUAUCUUUAUAAACGAGAUAACUCGAGAAUAUCAAUUCUACAACAUCGUAGCCACUGUUACGGCCAGCAAAAUCGUGGAUACACUCACGUUCGUGUCCCGUGCUCGUGAGGUAACACAGAGAGAAUUAAUAGUUACCAAUCCACUGGCUCAAGAUGCUGACUUCCGUAUAAGAUGCGAUAAAUUAAAAUGUCCUGAAUUUUUAAGGAUUCAUAGAAAUUCAGAGGCAAUAUUGACGUUGACAUAUGCCCCGUUAGUGGUUGGCACUAUUGAAGAUUAUUUGGAAGUGAAUAAUCAGCUGGUAGGAUCAUAUUUAUACAAAGUUGUGCUAACGUGUCUACCAGCUAAGGAAAAGAACUUAGAGUAUACUACUGCUUUCGGCACGUGCAUUCCACUGAGACUCCGAGUACAGAACAACACUGACGUUAGAGCUGACUUUGCGACUUCGAUUUCUCAUUCGUCGAUACAAGCUGAAAAAGAAUAUACGUUGGGUCCGUUCGAGAAAGGAAAAUUUUUGGUUUGGUUUGAACCAACACAGCUUGGAGUACAGAAUUGUAAAUUAUCAUUUAACUCAGUAGUAGCUGGAGAAUAUGUAUUUAAUAUAAAAGGUAAAACAACAAUCCCUAAACCUCAAGGACCUUACGAAAUAAAGGCAGGUGGAUAUACUACAAUCAAAUUUAAAAACGUGUUUGAAGAUAAUAGAAUCUUCAAGAUAUAUGUCGAUAGAGAAGAGUUUUACGUAAAGACGUUGUACGAACCGAUAAGGGGCAAAAAGGAACUAAAAAUUGCUGUGUAUCUAAGUGAGAAAUCACUGCAAGGUUGGACUGAGGCACUAACUGCUUGCCUUACAAUAGAAUGUUUCGAGCCAGCGGAACCGAAUGUAUAUUGGACGUAUUUUCUUCAAGGAAUUCCUUGAUCAUGUUUAUAAUGUUUAAAAAUAUACUAAAAUUAACAUAGUAA